Geodia barretti is the source of this 705-nucleotide messenger RNA. NCBI's taxonomy places the organism in Eukaryota, Metazoa, Porifera, Demospongiae, Tetractinellida, Geodiidae. The record is from the annotation of a GenBank genome assembly.
AUGACAAUGAAAACUUAUAAAAUCCUAGUUGUCGAUGAUGAAGUAGAUAUCGUUGAUUUUAUUGAUGGUUAUCUGACAGGAGAGGGAUAUGAGGUUAUCAAAGCUUACGAUGGGGUUGAAGCACUUGAUAAGAUGCGACAAGACCUACCCGAUCUCGUCGUCCUUGAUGUUAUGUUGCCGGGAUUGGAUGGCUUUGAAGUCUGUAAGCAAAUGCGGACAGAAUCCACUGUUCCAAUUUUGAUGGUUACAGCGAAAGAUACCGAUGUGGAUAAAAUCGUCGGAUUGGAAAUUGGCGCGGAUGAUUAUAUGCCAAAGCCAUUCAAUCCACGUGAAUUGGUAGCACGGAUUAAAGCAAUCUUGCGAAGAACCUACCGCCAAGAUUAUCAAUCCCAUAGCCAGACGGUAACGCUGAAACAUAAAGAUUUGUCUAUUGAUGCUGAACGCCGGAUGGCAACUAUUGGGCAUAGGCAAUUAGAACUCACCAUGAAGGAGUUCGAUCUUCUACUAUUUUUGAUGCGAAACCCAGGGCAUGUCUAUUCGCGCGAUCACUUACUCGAUUAUGUGUGGGGGCAGGAUAGCUUCGUGGGAGCGCGUACUGUUGAUGUACACAUCCGGCGACUGCGGGAACAAAUCGAGACAGAUGCGAGCCAGCCUCAAUAUAUUAAAACUGUCUGGGGAGUUGGCUACAAAUUUACCGAUGAGUAA